Messenger RNA from Pogona vitticeps (central bearded dragon), 1316 nucleotides. RefSeq names its product DNA damage inducible transcript 3 (gene DDIT3). Gene Ontology annotation, molecular function: protein heterodimerization activity; RNA polymerase II cis-regulatory region sequence-specific DNA binding; transcription factor binding. The record is from RefSeq and is a predicted model, not a curated record. Gene Ontology annotation, biological process: negative regulation of transcription by RNA polymerase II; intrinsic apoptotic signaling pathway in response to endoplasmic reticulum stress; ER overload response. Lineage: Eukaryota; Metazoa; Chordata; Lepidosauria; Squamata; Agamidae. Gene Ontology annotation, cellular component: CHOP-ATF3 complex; CHOP-C/EBP complex; cytoplasm.
GCCCUCCCCUCCCGUGCAAUGGAAGGGUCUGGGCUCCCCGAUUGGGCCGAGGUGGCGCAAGAGUUGCGUCAGCGGGGGCCGGCUUUAAGGACUAUCCGCGAACUCGUGAGCAGGAGGAGGGGUUGGGCAUUUGGAAGCCAGCAGCCGCCGAGUUGAGAGGAGGAUGAUCCGCGAAGGGAGAAUGAGCCGAAGCCAGCCAGUGGGGGACGGGAUCGCGGGCGAGAAGGGGCCGCGCAGGAAGCUUCGAAUGAAGAAUCGCAUCCGAAUACACCACCACACUUGAAAAUAGACACAGCCUGGCUUUACCUGAACCAUGAUGGCAGAACCGCUGCCUUUCUCUGUGGGUAGCCCAGUCCCCACCUGGGAGCUGGAGGCCUGGUAUGAGGACUUGGAGGAGGUGCUAUCCUUGGAUGUAUCCAGCAGGACAGACCUGCCUGCGGUGGAGGGUCCAGAAUUGGAGGAACCCAGCCUGGAUGAUACAGCUCUCCUUUGGAACUUGGAUGUUUCAGAUCCUUUGGGGGCCAGUGGGAGUGGAGCAGCCGAGAACUGUGACCUGAGCCCUCAUCUCACAGCUGACCUUCUAGAACUUCUAGGUGAGGAGCCCGUGGGGCCCCCUGACUCAGACUCGAGCCGCAGCUCUCCUCCGCAGACUGGUACAGAUGACGACGAAGUGUUGACUGGUCAGAAGAGGAAGCGGAGCGGGCAGCCCCAAGGAAGCAAGAGGCGGCGGGGUAGAGAGCGGGAGCAGCAGAAUGAGCGCAGAGUAGCUGAGCUGACAGCCCAGAAUGAGCACCUCCAGCGGGAAAUAGAGCGCUUGAGUGCGGAGGUGGAGGCGACCAGAGCAGCACUCAUCCAGCGUAUGGUGAACCUCAAGAGUUAAUAAUGCUGGCCCAUCCCCUGUCAGUACUAAACUGAAUCAUGUUCUGUGGACUAAACAGGACUUCACUCUUCCCAGACCUGAGCAUCUAGGACUUGAAAACAGUACAUUAAGAGGAAGAGGUGAAGUCACUGGAUGGUGUGUGACGUGUGUGUCAGGCACCUUGAGCUUCUGCUUAUUUCCACUCCCAGCGUGGCAGACUUCCCUUGCAGUCUAGUUGUGAGACUGGUGGCCACAGACACCUCCAUCAGUCACUGACAUCUACUGGUUCUGCCUUUGGCAGCUGCCUGAACUGCUUUUUCACUACCCUUCCUGCCUCUUGCCAAUUAUGUAGGGGGUUCGGGAUAAAAGAAAACUCAGUGUAUAUAACUGUAGACAAAUGCGUGUGUACUUAAAAUGUCUAUAUAUAAACAAAUAAAACAUACUUUAAACCAUGUAA